Ilyonectria robusta is the source of this 924-nucleotide messenger RNA. RefSeq lists its product as uncharacterized. The record is from RefSeq and is a predicted model, not a curated record. Bases 167 to 820 code for a protein of 217 amino acids. Lineage: Eukaryota; Fungi; Ascomycota; Sordariomycetes; Hypocreales; Nectriaceae. The transcript has 2 exons.
CCAGCUACGCCGAUUCCUUGCAGCCUUUAAAUUGCAAGACGGCGAGCUGGUGACUACCGUGGAGACUCGCUCUGGGGAUUAGGCCUCUCAUGUCUGCAAAGCGGCUGGAGAGAGGGUAUUGUGGCCGGAAGUCGAAGCUUCUGGGCUGCCAGCACACGCUCUGGGCAUGACCGCAGCACGCAUCGAAGCGCCCGCAGUUGGCGGGCCUGGAUGUGAUCUCGUUCUAUGCCACGGGCGAGUGUCGUUUAAGAAAAAACACCCCGAGUCUCCAACCUGCUAUCAUCGUCAUCCAGCGGCGGGAGGAGAUGCUGAAGGACGUGGUGCAGGGGGUUUGCGCCAUAACUUGUCCAGGUCGGCCAUGGCCGCGACAGCUCAACAGGGACUAAAUGGGGGGACAUCGAGACUUCCAGAGGCAAACACAGUGGCAGCGGCAGUGGCUCCACCAAAACCAUCCCAGGCAUGCCCUGACGGACGAAGCAUUCCCGUCGCCAAAGUCCACGAUGCAGCUCGCUCAUUAAUCUUGGUUCUCGACUUCAUCAACUGUGUGGCCGCUGGAUUCUUUGUCGCGCGUCGUCUCCCCUCUUACGACUCUCUUUGUCCCGACCAUGGCUGGGCCUCGUUCAAGUCCACCCGCAUCCUGGCGGAGAGCCUUCAGGCGGCUCCCUUAUUUCGCUCCAGCACUCAUGAACCAAUUGCCAGGACUUUGCCUUCAAUCCGCACAUCAUUCAUUCAUCCUCACUCAUCCAUUCACGUUCACAAACACUUCUCACAUCCACACAUACCCUCCUCCAUGCACUCGCCUGCUGGUGCAACUUGCUGAUGAUUUCUUUCUCAUUUGUCUUUGCAGAUUGGCUCCUCCCAGCUCGAUAAAACAUCCCUGUCGAUCUCGCCUAGUGCAGACUAGUGCCAUCAUCAUUCAUCAAG